Solea senegalensis (Senegalese sole) is the source of this 510-nucleotide messenger RNA. RefSeq names its product ribosomal protein L30 (gene rpl30). Gene Ontology annotation, cellular component: cytosolic large ribosomal subunit. The transcript has 5 exons. The record is from RefSeq and is a predicted model, not a curated record. Gene Ontology annotation, molecular function: structural constituent of ribosome; RNA binding. Bases 111 to 461 code for a protein of 116 amino acids. NCBI's taxonomy places the organism in Eukaryota, Metazoa, Chordata, Actinopteri, Pleuronectiformes, Soleidae.
UGCGCAGGCCCUCGGAUUGAUACCGGCGCAAUGCAUGAUGGUCCUUCCUUUCUCUCCGAGGCCAUAUUGGAGUUAUCUCACAGUUGGCCGGUCAGGACUUAACCGCAAACAUGGUGGCCGCUAAGAAGACGAAAAAGUCCAUGGAGUCCAUCAACUCCCGACUCCAGCUGGUGAUGAAGAGUGGCAAAUAUGUCCUGGGCUACAAACAGUCGCAGAAGAUGAUCCGGCAGGGAAAAGCCAAGCUGGUCAUCCUGGCCAACAACUGCCCUGCUCUCAGGAAAUCUGAGAUUGAGUAUUACGCCAUGCUGGCCAAGACUGGUGUCCACCACUACAGUGGAAACAAUAUUGAGCUUGGCACAGCCUGUGGCAAAUACUACAGGGUGUGCACAUUGGCUAUCAUUGAUCCUGGUGAUUCUGACAUCAUCAGGAGUAUGCCAGAUCAGCAGCAGCAGGCUCAGUAGAACUGUUUCCCCGCCCCCCUUGUCAUAAAUAAAGUCUGAGUUAACAGUU